Molecule: messenger RNA, 1653 nt
Organism: Coffea arabica (coffee)
Lineage: Eukaryota; Viridiplantae; Streptophyta; Magnoliopsida; Gentianales; Rubiaceae
Source: RefSeq, a predicted model, not a curated record
GACUAACCCCACUUCUUGAGAAAUAAUAAUUGGAAAUUCUAAUAACUAAUUUAAUUGCUAAAUCAGGUUGGGAACCUUAAUAUUCAAGUUUAAUCGAUAAUUUAUUCGCUAGAAAUGGUUUAGGUAUGUUAGAGUAUAUUUAAGCGUUUGAAUCACACUUGGGAAUAAUUUUUAGAAUUAAGUAGGAUUUGCGAAAUUAAGUCGAGGUUAGGGAGUAAAGUGAAAAGACUAAAUUACCCUUACCUUACCUUUCCAUGCAAACCAAACAAGACGUAUGACACAAAUCAAAUCACAAUUGCUUUUAACCAUUUCGAUACGCAACCGAUGUUAUACGCAAUCCAUCCUCACACGUAAACCGCUCUCACAAACUACGGCACCACCAUACGUCCAAUCUAUCUCACGACUUAAGACCACAGAUUCAUUUCCUUCCCUGCACAAGACCAAAACCGCAAAUUAUUUCUUCCUCCUUCCAAACCGCAGCAUUAUAUCUCUACUCUUUGUUCUUAUACCACAAACCACCCAUAUCAUUUGCUCCACAUUUCCAUUUCCUUUCUGCCGUGAGCUGCGGGCGGAGUGUCCAAGGGAAAAGAGCCGAGCUUUCAACUUUUCUUUCCUUUCAUCCGUGAACUAGAAAAAAAAAAUAAAAAUGGUGAACCCUGCUGCUCUAUACUCGAUCCAACCGUGAGGUAGUGAAGAGAGCGGAGAGCUAAACCUUCUCCAUUUUGGUUGCAAGCUUGGACAAGAGAUAAGAGGGGUGGACGAACUGAAAGUUUGGACGGAUCGAGAAGGAAGGAUUUGCAGAAGCUAGUCGUGUGAACUAAACUUCAAUCUAAGGUAUGGAGAAUGGUAACGGGCAUGCUAACGGUAGUAGUGAGGCUAAUGGACACGUAGAGCCGCUAAGGUCCAUUUCCUAUAGACCUCGAGGAGGAGGAGAUCGAGUUCGAUACUCCCCAGCUGAUAGGUACCCUAGGUGCCAGUGUAGGGCCACCUAUGCGUAUCCCAACACGUUGGUGUUAUCUCUUGAUGAUGAGCGCCGCCACUUGUGGGACGCUAACCACACCUUGACCCAGGAUGUGGAGGAGCUGAGUAUCAUGGUGGAUACUCAGUUCGAUCGCAUAGCUGACUUGGAGAUUAGGCUAACUGCUGAGCAUAAUAUGCUGGAGGUUGCUCGUUUGGAGAUAGAGAGGCAGAGGUCUAGAGUGACCCGACUUGCUGAGGGGAUCAGAGAUAGGAGUGCUGGCAUCAGGGCUGAUGCUUCUAUGCUUAUGGAUGAGGCCACUAGUUACCUUCAGGAGGAUGAACAGGCAGGUACCGAGGAGGACCCGGAGGAGGACCCAGAGGAGGAUCCGGAGGAGGAUCCAGAGGAAGAUCCGGAGGAGGAUCCGGCUGAGGACAUUGCUCCUGAUAGCCCUGCUGAGGGUUAGACUGGGAUUGACUUGAUAGUAUUAGCUUGGUAGGAUCAGUUCAGGAACAUUAGUCAAGUCAUCAAGUUUUGUCUAGGUGAAUGACUUGCUUCCAAGGCACCAUAUCCCUAAUUUUGUGCUUAAGGGAUUAUUUGUAUGUAUUUUUGCUAACUUGUGUGCCUUACUUUAGGAAAUGUUCCAACUUGCAAAUUGUAUGACUGUUCCACGGAAAUAUAUGUUAAGUGUUUCA